Paramuricea clavata is the source of this 1558-nucleotide messenger RNA. Lineage: Eukaryota; Metazoa; Cnidaria; Anthozoa; Malacalcyonacea; Plexauridae. The record is from the annotation of a GenBank genome assembly.
AUGUACGAUCAGACACCGGCUGAUAUAUCGCUGCCAGCUCAAGUUAACAAUACAGAAAACGUAGGGAGAGAGUGCCACAUAAUCCCCGACACUUCUCUAUUGAAAAAUAUCGGACGUCGAAUUUCCGACGCGAUGAAGAAAUCUUUAAAGGUAAGGUGCACGCGAAAAUUCAUAGUUGGUAGGCCGAUCUACUCCGACGUUUAGGGGUGCACUCAUUAAAAUUUUAAGAUCUUCUCUUGAAAUGGGCUGAAUAUGAAUGAAUGACCUCACACUUAAUGUGAGACAUUGCAUUUCUGAGGACUGAUGAGCCAGACAGUGCAAGGAGGUGAUUGCAGACUGAUAACUAUAGUGUGUUAAAAAAUAUGAUUAUAAAGACUAGCUUUAUCAAGUUGUUGGUAUAUGAGCACAAAUUAAAUAACACAAUUCUUAUAGGAAUUAAAAUCUCAACUUCUAGAUAAGCAUUUAAAACAGGUUAUAUUGUACCACCAAAAUUAUCCACAAUGUUUUUGAUAGAGCUAGUGCCGGUAAUGAUGAAGCGGAUUGUGAGCUGUCUCAAAAGGUGCAUAUAAUGGCUUUGUGAGUCGCAUUGCACAGUGUAUAAGCCUCUUGCUCAAUUUACAAUAGCAGGCUUAACUCAGCGAUAUAAAGGAAUAUCGAUCGAAAGCGCAUGCAUGCAUGCAUGCACGCAGCACUAACGGCGCAUGCAUGAUGUAUGCACUUCCCACCUUUGCUCCGCUCGUCAUAUUUAUAUUACGUACUGGUAGGCCUACUCUUAUGCAAUAACGUCCCCAAAAAUGCUUCUGGAAUAAAUUAAGCGCUUACACGAAAAAAAAUUUCAUUUUAGGUGACUUACAUGUUGCAUUUCCUGCCUCGUUUAUUCUUGCUUGUUAUCUUUUCUGGUUAUGACACGAAAUGUGCUUUGUUUGAAAAAGCCUCAAUGGUGAAUUGUAGCCAAGAAUUUCUUGUUCCAGAACCAUUGUACUGGUGUUAUGGCUGGCUAUUUACAUCUACUUGUUCAUCUGCCAUUGUUAUAUCACUCGUCUGGAUUUACCGAAAACGAAUUGAAUAUAGUUUCAGCAUUUCAAUUAAGAAGCUCAUAAGAAAAGCAUCUUUUUGGAGAAUGAACUUCUUUCUUAGUAUUGUUUUAAUCGAGUACUCGGUAGCAUGGCAAAUCUUGGACAAAUUUCACAUUGUUUUAUAUGCAUUCUCCCUGGCGAGAUGGUAUUCAACAGCACUUGUUAUCUAUUGUUUAAAUUAUGUCAAUCCAAGUAGGAUUGCUAAUGAAAAGAAACUGUAUUAUCGAGUUGGAUACUGGCUAACUUUGUUGAUGUAUUUUGCUGAAUCUGCAAGUAUUCUCUUGCUGUAUCUGCUUAACUCGUCACUUGUCCUACCACCUGUGUUUGAUCAUACGGGUGGAGAUUAUCAAGCAUUGGUUCUUAUAGCUUUUGGAUUUAAAGUUGCUUUAAGUUCUCAAUGCUUGACAUUCUUCUUGGAGAAGAUAUUCCAUGGUGAUAAAGAUCUAUUCUCAGAGCCUGGUGAUCCUGUUGAGAUCACAUAA